Messenger RNA from Lynx canadensis (Canada lynx), 1422 nucleotides. It is a transcript of the gene BEST4, whose product is annotated as bestrophin 4. The record is from RefSeq and is a predicted model, not a curated record. The coding region runs from base 1 to 1422 and encodes 473 amino acids. The transcript is spliced from 9 exons. NCBI's taxonomy places the organism in Eukaryota, Metazoa, Chordata, Mammalia, Carnivora, Felidae. Gene Ontology annotation, molecular function: chloride channel activity.
AUGACGGUUUCAUACACCCUCAAAGUGGCGGAGGCUCGCUUCGGAGGCUUCUCUGGCUUGCUUCUCCGUUGGAGGGGAAGCAUCUACAAGCUCCUCUACAAAGAGUUCCUCCUCUUCAUCGCCCUGUAUGCUCUGCUCAGCAUCACUUACCGGUUGCUGCUGACCCAGGAGCAGAGGCAUGUAUAUGCUCAGGUGGCCCGAUACUGUAAUCGUUCGGCAGAUCUCAUCCCCUUAUCCUUUGUACUGGGUUUCUACGUGACCCUGGUGGUGAACCGCUGGUGGGCCCAGUAUACAAGCAUCCCGCUGCCAGACCAGCUGAUGUGCGUCAUCUCGGCCAGCGUGCACGGCGUAGACCAGCAUGGCCGCCUGCUGCGCCGUACCCUCAUCCGCUAUGCCAACCUGGCGUCUGUGCUGGUGCUGCGCUCAGUCAGCACCCGCGUGCUCAAGCGUUUCCCCACUAUGGAGCACGUGGUGGAUGCAGGUUUCAUGUCCCAGGAAGAGAGGAAAAAGUUUGAGAGCCUGAAAUCCGACUUCAACAAGUACUGGAUCCCAUGUGUCUGGUUUACUAACCUGGCGGCCCAGGCCCGGAGGGAUGGGAGAAUCCGUGAUGACAUUGCUCUCUGCCUGCUCCUGGAAGAGCUGAACAAGUACCGGGCCAAGUGCAGCAUGCUAUUCCACUAUGACUGGAUCAGCAUACCUCUCGUCUACACCCAAGUGGUGACCAUAGCCGUAUACUCCUACUUUGCCCUCUCCCUGGUCGGCCGCCAGUUUGUGGAGCCAGAGGCAGGGCCUGCCAAACCUCGGGAGCCAUUAGAGCCAGGCCAGGAGCCAGCGUCUACUCUGGGGGACCUGGACAUGUAUGUGCCUCUCACCACUCUGCUGCAGUUCUUCUUCUAUGCUGGCUGGCUCAAGGUGGCUGAACAGAUUAUCAACCCCUUUGGGGAGGAUGAUGAUGACUUUGAGACUAACCAGCUCAUAGACCGCAACUUACAGGUGUCCCUGCUCUCCGUAGACGACAUGUACCAGAACCUGCCUCCCGCCGAGAAGGACCUGUACUGGGACGAAGACUCAGCGCAGCCGCCUUACACGGUGGCCACGGCAGCAGAGGCUCUGCGGCCUUCCUUCCUGGGCUCCACCUUCAACCUUCGCGUGAGCGACGACCCCGAGCAGAACGUGCAGGUGGACACGUCCCCAGUGUCCGCUAGGCCGCUCCCGGCCGCGCAGACCCCGUUGCUCGGCCACUUGUUUGCCGCAGGAGCACCCUCGCCCGCGAUCAGCCUCCGGACCUUUGGCCGCGUACGCGGAGCUCCCCGGACCCCUCAUCUACUGCGCUUGCGAGCGGAGGAGGGCGGCGACCCCGAGGCCGCGGACCGCAUUGAGGAGGCGUCGGUGGGGUCAGGGGACGAGGCCGGGGAGCCCUGA